This is a messenger RNA of Nicotiana tabacum (common tobacco), 2406 nucleotides long. Lineage: Eukaryota; Viridiplantae; Streptophyta; Magnoliopsida; Solanales; Solanaceae. The record is from RefSeq and is a predicted model, not a curated record.
CUAAAACCAUGAAGCAUAGGCAAGUUGCUCUGCAUUUUUCUUUUUGUAUCUAUGUGCUAAUCUUGACAUUAGCCACCGCCGAUACCGCCGAUACCACCUCUAACACCACCACUCCAAGUACCACCAUAACCAAAGGUGCUAAUAUCACGAAACGGCCAGGAUGCCCAAAACAAUGUGGAAACCUUACAGUUCCAUACCCAUUUGGGAUUGGCUUAGGAUCUGGUUGUGGCUUGGACCCCGGAUUUGAGAUCGACUGCAACACUUCAACUGGUUCUCCAAAACCCCUCAUAGGGAACAUUAAUGUCUACGAAAUAUCCGACGCUGAAAUGCGCAUAUCAAGUACUGUAGCUCGGAGGUGUUACUCACGCGAAGGACUACUACUCCCAUGAUCUUGCAUGGAUUGAUGACAAUUUUGAAUGGAAAUUUCACCCUAUAAAAGAAGGCCUAAUGUUUAGGAUUUAGCUGCUGUAAUGAUAGGGCUCAACUAUGCCAAUGGCUGUAUCUCUCUCUGUAAUAGUUCCAGCGAUAUUGUUUUUGAAGGAAGAUGUAUGGGAACUGGUUGCGGUCAAAUAGAAAUACCAAAGGGAUUGAAAUACUUUAAUGCAACAAUCCUAAGCAUGGCUAACCACACACAAGUUUGGUCUUUCAAUCGAUGUGGCUAUGCGUUUCUUGGUGAGGCGAGUCGCUUCCAAUUUAGGGGCGUUGAGGAUCUUACUGAUGAUGAUGUUAAGUUUACACAAAGGAUUUUGAAUAAUGUCCCGAUCGUGCUAGAUUGGGCCAUUGGAAGUCUUACUUGUGUUGAAGCACAGAACCGUACUGAUUAUGCUUGCCUGGAGAAUAGCCAGUGUGUUAAUUCCAACACAAGUCUUGGUGGUUAUAGGUGCAGUUGUAACUCGGGAUAUGAAGGCAAUCCAUACAUCAGUCCCGGCUGCCAAGAUAUUGAUGAAUGUGCGGAUUCAAAUGCCAAUUCGUGUGAACAAAAUUGCAUAAACACGCUGGGGAGUUACAAUUGUUCCUGUCGUGAAGGAUACACCGGUGAUGGUAAAAAGAAUGGUCAUGGCUGUAUUGCACUAAACUCAAACUCUGAGUUCCCAUGGAUCAAGUUUUCUGUUGGUAUGGGAGUUGGCUUUAUAUCCCUACUGGUUGGGACAAUUUUGCUCUAUUUCAGUAUCAAGAGACGAAAACUCAUUAAACUUCGGGAGAAGUUCUUCCAACAAAAUGGUGGUUUACUCUUGAAACAACAAAUCUCCUCUAAAAAGGGUUGUAUGGAAGCAGCCAAAAUUUUUACAGCUGAGGAUUUGAAGAAGGCGACGAACAACUAUGCCAAUGAUAGAAUUCUUGGCCGUGGUGGAAAUGGAAUUGUCUAUAAAGGUAUUUUACCUGAUAAUCGCAUAGUUGCAAUUAAAAAAUCUAAGUUUGUGGACGAGGAUCAAAUUGAACAGUUCGUCAAUGAGGUACUUAUUCUUACUCAAGUCAACCACAGAAAUGUAGUGAGACACUUUGGCUGCUGUUUGGAAGCUGAAGUGCCUUUACUAGUUUAUGAAUACGUUUCUCAUGGAACUCUUUAUGAGCAUAUCCACAAUUCAAAUGGAGAGCCAUGUAUGUCUUUGCAAAAUCGACUACGAAUAGCUGCAGAGACAGCAAGUUCACUUGCUUACCUUCAUUCAUCUGCAUCGAUGCCAGUAAUUCAUAGAGAUGUCAAAUCUACUAACUUAUUAUUGGACGAUGUUUACAUAGCAAAAGUGGCAGAUUUUGGAGCUUCAAGAUUAGUACCUCUUGACCAAACACAUGUUGCUACAUUGGUUCAAGGAACAUUAGGGUACUUAGAUCCUGAAUAUUUUCGCACAGGUCAAUUGACAGAGAAAAGUGACGUUUAUAGUUUCGGAGUAGUUCUUGCAGAACUUUUGACAGGGAUAUUACCUAUUUCGAGGGAUAAAAGUAACCAGGACAAAAAUUUGGCAGAGUAUUUUGUUUUGUCCAUGAACAAGAAUAGCUUAUUUCAAAUUCUUGAUCGCAGAGUAGUAAAAGAAGGAAAUCUUGAGCAACUUCAGAAAAUUGCUGAGCUUGUUAAGAGUUGCCUUCACUUGCAUGGAGAAGACAGGCCAACUAUGAAGGAAGUGGCAAUGGAACUUGAGAGUUUAAGAAAGUUCACCGGUCCUUGGGCUAAUGGACAUGGGCAUGAAAAGAAUGAAGAUGAAUUAUCAGAUCUUUAUGCAAUUCCAAUUGACUCUAACGGAGGUUUCGACAACUUCUCUGGACAAUAUCCCAACUCCUACAUAAAUAGCAGCAUUUUUUCUGGACAAUAUAGUUCGGAUAGUUCUUCUUUACUAUAUAAUACAAAUAUCCCUCGGUGAUCCUGAACAGAAGGUUAAUACGAUGAUUGAUGAAGAUUUUCUGCGUUUGUAA